Paramormyrops kingsleyae is the source of this 8589-nucleotide messenger RNA. It is a transcript of the gene unkl, whose product is annotated as unk like zinc finger. NCBI's taxonomy places the organism in Eukaryota, Metazoa, Chordata, Actinopteri, Osteoglossiformes, Mormyridae. Gene Ontology annotation, molecular function: metal ion binding. The record is from RefSeq and is a predicted model, not a curated record.
GCUCCCCUCAGUGAGUGAGAGUACGGUCGCGCAUGCGCGGCGAGCGGCGCGCGCCGUCGCGCAGGCGCUCUCCAUUGUUUUGACCGAAGAUGCCGUCGGUUUCGAAAACGGCGGCGAGCGCUUCUCCUCAGACCGAGAAACCGACCCACUAUACCUAUUUAAAGGAGUUCAGGACGGAGCAAUGUCCCUUGUUUUUGCAACACAAGUGCACUCAGCAUAGACCCUUCACGUGUUUCCACUGGCAUUUUCUGAACCAGCGGAGAAGACGCCCGAUUCGGAGGAGGGAUGGGACCUUUAACUACAGCCCUGACGUCUAUUGUACAAAGUACGACGAAACUACAGGCACGUGUCCAGAUGGCGACGAGUGUCCCUACCUACACCGAACAACUGGCGAUACAGAGAGGAAAUACCAUCUGCGCUACUACAAGACCGGCACAUGUAUCCAUGAGACGGAUGCUAGGGGGCACUGUGUGAAGAACGGCCUGCACUGCGCCUUUGCUCAUGGUCCGCAUGACCUGCGCCCCCCGGUGUAUGACAUCCGCGACUUUCUUUGGCGACAUGACACUGUCCCCAGUGCUCGCUACCAUGAAGUCGGCUGCUGGUGCCGAGAGAUCCAGGCACAGGAAGCGCUACAGAACGGGCAGCUGGGUACCGGAGAGGGAAUCCCUGACUUGCAACCUGGGGUACUGGCCAGCCAAGCUAUGAUUGAAAAGACGCUAACUGAGGACCCCCGCUGGCAAGACACCAACUUUGUUUUAGCGAACUACAAAACUGAGCAGUGCACCAAGCCCCCUCGCCUGUGCCGACAGGGCUAUGCCUGCCCCCAUUACCACAACAGCCGGGACCGCCGGCGCAAUCCACGCAAGUUCAAGUACAGGUCUACGCCCUGUCCGAAUGUGAAACACGGGGAUGAGUGGGGGGAGCCGUCCAAGUGUGAGAGCGGGGACAGCUGCCCGUGCUGCCACUCCCGCACCGAGCAGCAGUUCCACCCCGAGAUUUACAAAUCCACAAAGUGCAAUGACAUGAGGCAGACUGGUUAUUGUCCCAGGGGGCCAUUCUGUGCUUUUGCACACGUGGAAAGAAUUCCCUCCACUGAAGAGACGAUGACAUCAUUACUCACGGUGAUGCAGACGGGGUCCCAGGCCAAGGGUGACUCCCAGCCGUACUCCGAGGGUCCCAUCAGCGAGUGGGGAACCGCAGUGAACACGGCCACCAGCAGCCAACCAGGCAACAUUUCAUGCUCCAACAGUCCAUCCGUAACGUCAAGCUCAGGCAGCACCAGCUCGCUCUCUCCCAUCGGAGCCAUCAGCAGGCCUAAAUGCUUCACCAAUGGCAGCUUGUGUUCAGAGUCCACCGCAUCAAGCGUGUCGUCGCCAACGUCCAGCUAUCCCAAAGCUCCCGGAUUCGAACGCGAGGAUCAGACGAAAAAUUUGAAAGGUUACCCCAUGGAUAGCAACCUGAAGCUAAUGGAGCAGGACAAAACCCUCUCAGGUGUCUUCUCGGUGGCGAACCCCCUGGCCUCUAGCAUAACAUCCAGCAUUACCUCCAGCCUGGCAUCCAGCGUGGGCUCGGACAGCUCGUCGCCCACCACCCUAUCGACCAUGAACGCCAAGGCGGCCCCCUUCUACCCGGGCAGUAACACCGUGGAAUCGGUCAUAGGUUCUGCCCUUGACCUCAAUUUUAGUGACAUUAAUGUUGCAUCACUUGAUAAGGAAUUAGAGGAACAAGAAAACAAUGGCCUAGGAUUGACAAAUCAGAGGUUGCUCGGCGGCUCAGCACCUGUCAACAUCCCCGGCUCUCUGGCUCGCUCUUCCUCCUUGCACUCUUCCUCCUCGCUCUCCGCCUCCCCGCUCAGCUCACUCUCCCAGUCCCUCUCCCAGUCACUUCUGCCAGGAGUGGCCUCCCAGCAAGGCCAGACACAGGCUCUGUCCAGCGCGGUGGAGCACAGUCUCUUGGGGACCUCCACCUCUUCCCAAAAUUCCCUCGGUCUGAAUGGCGGACAUGGAAGCAUAUGGGAUUUCGUAAGUGGCAGCUUCUCCCCCAGCCCAUCGCCAGUGUUCAGCAGCAUCGCUCCCGCCGCGGUGAACGCAGGCAGUGCCGACCUGCCUCGCCUCUUUAGAGAGCUGGACGAGGCGAAAAGGAAGAUUAAGCAUUGGGAGGAGGCCUGGCAGCAGAUCCGACAGGCCUGUGACGCCUGGCAGAAAGACGCCCAAGAAGCCAAGGAGCAAGCGAAGUCGGCCGAGGCCGAGCGGCAGCUGGCCGUCAAGAAGCAGGAGGACGCCGAGCGCAGGCUCAAGGAGCUACAGGAAGACUUUGAUGCACUGUGCCGCUCUCCAAACGUGCCGCUGCUCCGUGGCUACGGCGAGCUGGACCGCCUCCCACUAGCUAAGCUGCAGUCCCUGCAGAGCCGACUGCGGUCGGACCUAGACGUUGUAGAUGGGGUAAUAUAUCAGCUUCAGUCAAAGAAAUGUAUAGUUUGCCAAAGGCAUGACCGCUGCAUAGUGCUGCAGCCUUGUCAACAUUAUGUACUGUGUGAGAACUGUGCACCUAGCAAAACAGAAUGUCCAUAUUGUAAGGCGAAAAUACUGAAGUGGUGAUGUAGAACUAUUCAAGGUACUGUCUCUGUAUAUAAUCGUUUGAAGAGCUACUAAUGCGCAUAUAUAUAUAUAUAUAUAUAUAUAUAUAUAUAUAUAUAUAUAUAUAUAUAUAUAUAUAUAUAUAAUCAGUUAAAAACAGCAUUUCUGUCCUUUCAGUAUUCAUAAUACGAUUCAGUUGAUAGUUCUAUUAGAAAAUUGUGUUGUUUGACUUAUACUUGGGGUGUAACUAGGAAUAUUUUUCUUGAUUGAUCACUUGGCUGUUUUAAAAGGAAUCCACUUUUUGGUCCAGUGUCGAUUUGAAAUGGUUCCUCUAGCCACGGUGACUGUUCAUUCAGACCAAGACUAAAAGUAUCAGUCAAACAGCAACUAAUAUUAGUUUUGUGAAGAGGAUUCAUCUUUUGUAAAAGCACUUUGUUGACUUGGGAAUUUUACUUUAGAAUAUUUUGCUUUAAGCUGCUUCUGUAGUUUUUUUUUAUAUAUAUAUUUCUGUUUUUUGAUUUAUGUUUUUCUAAAUAUGGUAAUGUAUGAAGCUUAUGUUUGUGUACUGUGAAACCAUAGAAUAUUUCUUUUUUCUUAACCUUAAAUCAUGGGGUAUAGUUAGUAGAUUGCUAGUUUAAUAUAUAAAAUAUACUAAAUAAUAGCUAUUAAUAGUAUUGUUGAAUUACUUAGGAUUUUUACAUUUUUCCAAUCAAGAAGUGCAAACUUUUUAAUGCGUUUAUGCAUAGCCAGCAGUUACGAUAUCAAUAAGGCACAUAACACAUGCUGAAGCAUUUAGCAAGUCAAUUGCCAUGUUUUUGUGGUUGAUUAAUUGUUAGUUAGUUCUCUGAGCAGCCAGUACCGCAGUGCUGAGCUACGCUGUGACUGUGUCACUUUGGGGAGGCCCAGUGCUUCGAUAUCAGCCACACGUUCCCAAGUGCCUUGCCUCAGGAAAUAGGAAAAUAUUACGCAUCUGAAAGAAAUUUAAGAUUGUAGUAAAAAUGGUUGCACAUAGUCUAAAGCUUGUGCAACUCUGCAGAAUAUUUGUAGUCAUACUUUCUUUGCAAAUUAUAUUUAUUUAAUAGUUUAUACCAGCUCAGUUCAUCAUUUGAGUAUUCUGACAGAUGUCGGCUGUGCGACGGUGACAUUAACGCCUGUGCCUUGACGACAGACGUCAGACGUAAACUGUCCCCAUUGCAUAUCUCCAUGGGUAAUGGUGCUUUUUAAUGGUGAGUUUCUUUGGUGCAGCUUCAGUAUCCUUGCAUUUUAAUUUUCCAACUUUGUAGGAGGCAGAUCAGGAAACAAAUUAAUGUACAUGUUUAAAAACACUUUUGUGUUAUUUUAAUGUUAAGAGAAACAACGUAAGUCUGUAAUGCCUUUUGGAUGAAAUUGAUAGCAUCCAAUCUGUAAAUUGUGUUGUCAGAUAUGACAAAGUGUAACGUGUUUAGGUUAAAAUAAUCGAAAUGACCUACUACUGUGUUAAUGUAUUUGUGUUCAUGUUUUUCUUUUGGUUAACUUUUGAAUCUUGGUCCUUUAAUAUUUACAGCAAUGACUGAUUUCAGUAAAUUUAUAUAUAUAUAUAUAUAUAUAUAUAUAUAUAUAUAUAGUUUGAAUAAUUGAGUUACACAUGUUUGAGGUAGAGCAAAAUUUAGUCAGAGAUUACAAGAUUACGUCACACGUGGUAUUGAUAAUUGAGGGAAGACUGAAUUUUAUUAAUCUCUUAAUUUUUCCAUAAACCAUACCGACAGAAAAGAGCCCAAGUACGGCGUAAUCGGCUGGCAUAAUGGAAAAUACAUGAUUGGCUGAUUUUCUAAGCUCCGCCCUUCUCCACGAUUUAUUUGGAUACUUUUUAAAAUCCACAAUGUUUUUAUUCAGAUUCUCAUAUAGGUUUAAACUCAUGGAUACGCAGAAAAAAAGCACACGGCUCUCGUUGUAGGCACCUCAGUAGUAGUUUACUUUUGUACUGCCAGUCACAUUGUCAUACUAACAGUGGUGUAAGUACACCAUAAAAUCGUACCCUUCAUAUCGCAUAUAUAGACUGAUCUAACAGUAGAUUUAAUUUAAACCCAGCUUUAAAAUUAUUAAAGGAAAGCAAACUUUCCAGGGAGAAAGGCAAGAACAUAAAUCAGUGUUGACAUCAAAGUUGCAUUUUAAUAUCUAGUAACAAUGAAAAUAUACACAGUUUCUUUAAUCUGAAAUAACUUGUGGCCAGCCAAUAUUAUCAGGUGUGUAAUCUUUUCAUUUGGUAUCCUUAUCAUUCUGGUUAUUUCAUUAUUAUAUAACGUAAUAGUAACAUUUUUCCAGAUCACUUUAAUAAAAACCUAAUGAAUAAUGUGGAUUGAAAUGAACCAAAGUAUUGUAACUUAAAUUUCCUCUUAGUAAUCCUUUAAAAGUAUAUAUAAAAUAUUUAAAAUUUGCUUUCAGUAUGACACAUUAUGUCGUGUUUGAUUUGGAUGAAGGAGAAAAGCCUAGACCAACUGCUUUUGCUGACAAUAUUAAUGGACUUGUGAGCCCAUUUUGUAGGCGUGCCAAAGACCUUUCCGUUUUAUGACAUUAGUGGUACAUAAUUACACUUUUUAACAUUCUGAGAACUGGUUGGAAAACUUACUAUAAGAACAAUGACCAAAUUCAGCACCUUGUUUAAUAAUGUGCAUUUGUAAAUGCCAUAACAGUUGCAACCUUUUUUCUUGUUAAACAUAAGAUUGUUGUUUGUGCAUUAGCGCUGAAUGCACAGACUUAAAGCAUUAUGUUUGGCCUGAUAACCGGAGAUGGAGAGAAUGUCAAUAUGAAUUUGUUUUAUUAAGUGGCCAUGUGGACUAGUAUUUAAUAUCCAUUUGUAUUUCUUUCUUAAUUGCUGAACUCAUUUAAUGGCUUAGUUCUAAAUAUUACUCUUUCUUCACUACUAUUAUGCAGUCAGGAAUUUGAAGCGUAAAAUUGGUUUGUAAGGUGCUUUAGUUCACUUGACUGGUAUCUGUUAGGUAUGUGUUCUUAAACACUGUAUAAAAUUUAGGUUAAUUUGUUGUUGAAUUGUCUGGAAAAUGUUGCAUGCAUUAAUGAUGUAGUGUUUCCCUUGUGAGAGGUCAGCGAUAGAUUGCAUCCUGUAAUGCAUAUCCAUGCACUUUACAUGGAUGCGCGUUGACAAACUCUGAUGUCACUGCAAAUUCUGUUUAUUUUUGUCUAAACCACCUGCUGGAAAAUGCAGUUACACAUAAUGGUUUUUUCAUUUCUUUAAGAAAUACUACUUAACCCCACACAUUAGAGGUCAACCGAUAUGGGUUUUUCAAUAGCCGAUGGCCAAUAUACGCUGCCGUUUUUCUUUGGCCGAUAAUUGGACAUUUUCCCCUCUAUUUGCAUGGUAAAAUAUCACACUAAUAAUAACAAACGAUACACAAAAUUUCUCAACUUAGCAUUUACUGAAUACUGACUUGAAUAAAUUUAAAUAUAAACUUAAAUAACAAAAACACAAUACAACUUGUACACAAUAACUUAAACUUGACUUGGUGAAAUGCUGCCAUACAGGAUUAGAUUUUUGUUCAGCCAUCAGACAGCAAUUAUUAAAACAGAAGAAAAAAUGCAAGGUUGGGAUCUUUAUUAUAGUGCCUUCAUCUUCAAUUUAUUCUACAAUUACAGUAUUCCAUGCACAUUAAAACAAUUACACUCUAAUACAUUUUGAAAAGGAAAAAAAAACACUAGUAACUAAGUGCAUCAUGGUAUGAUGAGUAGUGCACAAGGCCCAAAACCUUUCACUGACAUGUUGUUUAUGUUGUUAGCAGACAGGUAGCUUACAAGCCAAAUUCACAAUCAGAAUCUAGCGAUCACAGAAAAUAAAAUAACUUUGUUGUAUUACACAGCCUUGUAUGCAAGGACAACGUAAGCCCCUAGUAAUUUUGACGUUGUCGACGUAUAAGCCCGUAUAAAGCAUAGACAUGUUUAAUGAGGAAGCUAACUGCCCAAAGUCGUGCACUUUUGAUCUAGACGUCUGAGAAAUUGUUCGAAUCUCCGCUCUCAAAUGCAAACAAGUUGCACAGAAGGACCAUUGUCAGCAUCAGCUCAGGUGAAUGGUAACCACGCUUGCGAACAGUUUUCUCCGCCAUGCAUUGUUCUUAGCAGCUCUAUGUCGCCGAGGACAGUGCUGUCUGUGAUCGGGGCAGAGUAACACAACUCACACACACUGCAGUGUUUGAGAGAGUUGCCUGCUCCACCCCACACACAGAGUGAAACUCUCCGACACAAGAAAAAAAAAACAGGACUGAUGAUAUCGGGCUUAAAAUGUUUACAAUUAAAAUGAUUUUUAAUGAUUAAAAAACCUCUGUGAGACCACCAACAAGCACACAAAACUCUGUCAGAAUCAAUGAUCCUUAAUGUUGCCUGUAAGCUACAGUUGGUUGAAGGCUCAUUAUCAUUACGCCAGUUCCCGACAGCGUAAUUCGCAUUCUCUUUCAAGAGCACUCACGUUUUCCUUUAAUGCAAACUAGUUACAUAAAUAGGUCUUUGAAAGAUCAGAAUUUAAGCAUUACCGUUUUCUCCCAGUACUCUUCCAAAACUUCUGGCUGAGGUCCUGCACAAGGCAGCAUGGGUCACAUUUUUCCCAGCAACAAUCACUCGGCUGCCCACAGACUGUCUGUAAAUCGGCAUACUACACUCGGAUAUCGGCCGAUGCUGAUACAUUAAAAAAUGCCAAAUAUCGGCCCGAUAUAUCGGUCAACCUCUACCACACAUUAUGGCCACACUGCCACUUUUAUCUGCUUGAAAAACACACCUUGUACCCCUUUUGCUGUGUGAAACCAUAGAGCCUCAUGGCUCAAGGAAACAAAUCCGUGGUCAUUAAAAUGAAUCGAUUUUUAGGGAUGCACACAAUAUUCGAAUCAUCGUCGCUUCAUUUGAAAAGUGACAGCUUUGCAGCCCAUGUACACUGGUGGUACUUUCUCUUGCUUCGAAUUGACUAACAUUAAGUACUGUGAUUGUUUGUUGGAUACGUUCAUAUGUAAUUCAUCUCUCCCAGAAACGGCUUUCAGUAAGACAGACCAGGCUCCUGAUGCUGAGGGUGAGCUUCUGUAGGGACCCUAGGGCGUCCUUCUAUGUUACAUGAAUCAUGAGAGAGAUGUUUCAUACUGUACUUUACAUUCAGAUGUUUUGUAAUAGUAUUAUGAUUGUUGAAUCAGAUUUGUAUGCAGUCUUAUACAUGAAAAAAAUAUGAAGCUGGUUGAAUUUUGUAGAAUUUCCCCAAAAUUUGCAGUAUUACCAAACACUUUUAUAAAAGCAAGAACAUAGAUCUGUUCCCAACAAAACUUAUCCUAAGGCAUUCUUACGUAAACCCUGAUAUUGAAUGUAUCGUUCCAAAAUUUGCAUAGGCUGUUGGGUUUAGUUAGGAAGCAGUUCUGCUGUUAACAUGUAGCACUUAAUAUUGUGAAUGGGUAUAUUAUAUGAAUAAAUUUGACAAAAAUGCAGUUUUCAGGUUUGUAUCUAUUAGUCUAAUGCUAAAUUGAGAGGAACAAAAAGGAUUUUCUCAGGGUUUUACGGUAAUAACUGUAGAAAAAAAGUGAGCUGUUCCAUUCAUACAGACUUCAAGCUGCAUUUCAUAGAUUUAUUGGCUUAGAAUUCAAAUAAACAUUCUUUAUAAUACAUGUCCCAUAUUUUGGUAAAUAAGUAUUGCUAUAUGGAAUAACUCUUAUUCUGUUGAGUGUUUAAAUAUUCCUAUAAAUAUUAUUGUGAGUAUAUUAAUUUGUAACGUGUUGUUAACAGUAAGACCUUAAAUACAUAUGGAAAAAUACCUGUGUUUAAUUUAUGGAAGCAUUCACAUGGAAUAGCAGAGUGACUAGAACAGGCUGAUGAUUCAGGCUUUUUAUUGCUCUUUUGAAAAUAGGUAUUUAUAAUGCAUAAUCAUGUACUUGUAGUGUAAUGUUUAAAAUUGUUAACUCGUUCAAAUUUUUACACUAUAGCAUUUAUGCAAUGGUUUACAGAAUUCUUGGAAUUAUUUUUAUUAUCAUUAUGGGAAUUAAAAUAAUUUUUGAUCAUG